Messenger RNA from Mercurialis annua (annual mercury), 1479 nucleotides. RefSeq lists its product as uncharacterized. The record is from RefSeq and is a predicted model, not a curated record. The coding region runs from base 54 to 1271 and encodes 405 amino acids. Lineage: Eukaryota; Viridiplantae; Streptophyta; Magnoliopsida; Malpighiales; Euphorbiaceae. The transcript has 3 exons.
AAUUUCAAUUAAAAAAAUCAGAAACACCACUGCUUAGCAGCAGCUCCAACAAGAUGCACAAACUCAAAUCCCUAAUGGACGCCGUUUCACCGAUCAACACACAGUUCGAUAAUAACGAAAACUCCGCUCUAGUCAAAUACUUCUGCACCAGCGGAUUACCGAUCAUCUCAAUUAACAAUGUAGCAGCGUUUACAUCUCCGGAAAUGACUGCCAAAUCCUCUUCUGGAAGUAACCGCUUCGAACGACGGUCUCCACUGUCGUCGCUGCCUUCCGAUCAAAAUGUGAUGAUGAAGUCGCCGACGCCGUCGCGUAAGGCUAUGGAUCGUACGCCGACGACGAAAGUAGUGGAUGAUGUGCCUGAUAAUUCGUCCGCGUCUUCUGAAGGACGUAAUCAGUUUUCUUCUGGUGACGCUGAUCCUACGUCGUUUAAGAGUGAGCUGUGUAGUUCCUUGGAGAAUUCUGGACAUUGUUGUGACGGUUUCAAAUCUCAGCCACCGGAAUUUCAGGAAACAGAGUCGGAUAGACAAGAAGAAAUUCGACCUGCUUGUUCCAACCAUUCUGAAUCACCUCCGGCAAGAUCAGAUGCGCAAGGAGUGGCUCCCAAGCCUUCUACACUGCCAUUGGCUUCGAGAGAUGAAGGAACCCUAAUGAGCAGCACUCUGAAGGUAUCUGAAAACACUGCUUUGGACAUUAUCAGCCAAGAUGUUAAAACUGGCCAGAAACAGAGAUUUGUCACCAACUCACAAUCAUCCAAGAAAAGAUUAACAUCUACUCUCAAUGAUCAUAAUGCUCACAGUCAGAAAGUUCCUCGUGGUUCUUUCAAAUCAUCACCUUCGUCAAGAUCAUAUGCGCAAACGGUCGCUCCCGGGUCUUCUACACCGCCAUUGGCUCCGAGAGAUGAAGGAACCCAAAUUAGCAGCACUCUGAACGUAUCUGAUUACCCUGUUUUGGACACUAUCAGAAGAGAACGAAAUGUUAUAACUGGUAAUUACAGACAGAGAUUUGACCCUAACAAAAGGUUAACCUCUACUCUCAAUGAUCCAACCGUUGCCACCCAAACAAACCUCUCCGACGGAACCAAAAUUCCCGAAACAGAAGUCUCCGAGAAAAGCUCCAUUAUUGAUACUAUCCCUUAUAAGCCCUGGUCUCCCUCUGAGUGUUCACCAGGUGAUGAAUCCAAACUGUUUUACGAGGAAACUGAUGCUCUUGCUCAGAAAACUCUUUACGGUCCAAGGACAAGGAGAAGGCCGCCUAUGGUCCAGGAGGAGUAACUAAAUUUUCAACUUUUGGUGAGUAAUCACUGUACUACUCUAUUAUAUAUAUAAUUGCUCUAAUCAUUUUUUUCCUCUUCUUUUAAUCAGAUUGAGUGAUGGUUACUAGGUUGGGCAUAUAGAAAUAUAGAAAAUGAUUUGAAAUUACAGUUGGAUAGUGCUGUAUAGAACAUGAAAACUAUAGAUUGCCUACAUCAAGUAGUAUGGG